AUGGAUGAGCGCCUCGGCCUCCUGAGCUCGCCGCCGCCGCCCUCCGUCCGCCACCACCGCGCCCACCCUGCGCACGAGCCCGCGGGCCAAGGCGGCGGGUGCGCGCACAGCGCCGUGAACCCGGGCUACACCGAGCCCUCGGCCGCGGGCGCCGAGCCGCCGCCAGACAUGACGGUGGUGCCGGGAGACCACCUGCUGGAGCCCGAGGCGGCGGGCGGCGGCGGCGGCGGCGGCGGCGGGGACCCGGGGCCUCCGGGCGGCGGCGGCGGCGGCUGUGAUCGCUACGAGCCGCUGGCGCCCCCCGCGCUGCCGCCCGCCGCGGGCGCCGACGCGGAGCAGGACUGCUGCGGGGAGCGCGUGGUCAUCAACAUCUCGGGGCUGCGCUUCGAGACGCAGCUCAAGACCCUCGGCCAGUUCCCGGAGACGCUGCUGGGCGACCCCAAGCGCCGCAUGAGAUACUUCGACCCGCUCCGCAACGAGUACUUCUUCGACCGCAACCGACCCAGCUUCGACGCCAUCCUCUACUACUACCAGUCCGGGGGGCGCAUCCGCCGACCCGUCAACGUGCCCAUCGACAUCUUCUCCGAGGAGAUCCGCUUCUACCAGCUGGGCGAGGAGGCCAUGGAGAAGUUCCGCGAGGACGAGGGCUUCCUGCGCGAGGAGGAGCGGCCCCUGCCCCGCAGAGACUUCCAGCGGCAGGUGUGGCUGCUCUUCGAGUACCCCGAGAGCUCGGGACCGGCCCGGGGCAUCGCCAUCGUGUCCGUGCUCGUCAUCCUCAUCUCCAUUGUCAUCUUCUGCCUGGAGACGUUGCCCGAGUUUCGCGAUGAGGACUACCCGGCCUCCGCGUCGCAGGACGUGUUCGAAGCUGCCGGAAACAGCACGUCGGGGGGCGCCGCCUCCUCCUCGUCCUCCGGGGCCUCCAGUUUCUCCGACCCCUUCUUCGUGGUGGAGACGCUUUGCAUCAUCUGGUUCUCCUUUGAGCUGCUCGUGCGGUUCUUUGCUUGUCCCAGUAAAGCCACCUUCUCCCGAAAUAUCAUGAACCUGAUAGACAUCGUGGCCAUCAUCCCUUAUUUUAUCACCCUGGGCACCGAGCUAGCUGAAAGGCAGGGGAAUGGACAGCAGGCCAUGUCCCUGGCCAUCCUGAGGGUCAUCCGCCUGGUGAGGGUGUUCCGCAUCUUCAAGCUUUCCCGCCACUCCAAGGGGCUGCAGAUCCUGGGGCAGACGCUGAAGGCUUCCAUGCGGGAGUUGGGGCUGCUCAUCUUCUUCCUCUUCAUCGGGGUCAUCCUCUUCUCCAGCGCCGUCUACUUUGCCGAGGCAGACGACCCCGCCUCUGGUUUUAGCAGUAUCCCGGACGCCUUCUGGUGGGCAGUGGUAACCAUGACAACAGUCGGUUACGGUGAUAUGCACCCAGUGACCAUAGGCGGUAAGAUCGUGGGCUCCCUGUGCGCCAUCGCGGGCGUUUUGACCAUCGCUUUGCCGGUUCCUGUGAUUGUUUCCAACUUCAAUUACUUUUACCACCGGGAGACCGAGGGAGAAGAGCAGGCCCAGUACAUGCACGUGGGCAGCUGUGAGCGCCUCUCCUCCUCGGCGGAGGAGCUCCGGAAAACAAGGAGUAACUCCACUCUGAGUAAGUCGGAGUAUAUGGUGAUCGAAGAGGGAGCUAUGAACCACAGCGCUUUCCCCCAGACCCCUUUCAAAACGGGCAACUCCACUGCCACCUGUACCACGAACAAUAAUCCCAACUCCUGUGUCAACAUCAAAAAGAUAUUCACCGAUGUCUAAUAUAUACAAGUGACAUACUGUGCUCAGUAUUGUGUGGAACGUGCCCCCUUGGUCCAUGUAAGCCCUUGUUUUGUACAUUUCCAGACCAUUCAUUAAGGAAAGGACAUGAGGAAGUGGGAAGCAUAUUCAUUCUUUCUUCCCUACUGCUUCAUACUGAAACAGGUGCCUGUUUUGCAAGUGGGCUACAUUCUCUCAGCUCUCCUUUUUCUUUUCUCCCUCUCUUAAUUUUGGGACCAACAAGCUUACAUGAAACUUGAUUUCUAGUAUACACCCUAAUUUUACAGAAAGAAAAAAAAAACUACAUCCUGGGAGGAAAAGAAACUAAAUAACAGUAACUGUUUAACCUCAACAUUAAAACGUAGUUGUUUCUUUACUAAGUUUUAAAGGAUGCAGGACUGAAAUGAUGCUUCAGUUUGUUGGACCUUUCAACAUUAUCUUAUUGAAUUUUUUAAUCAAUUAUAUGCCCUCUGGAUAUGUGGAUGUGAAGUCUAACUACAGCAAUGACUAGUAAGCUCUUCGUGAAUGUGUUUGGUUUUGUAACCGGUAUUUCUAUUUGAAUCGUUCCUCCCCAGACUCUUACGGUUCAGAACUACUGUGAACAAAAGGGAAAUGCCCCAGAUGUCCUGGUCUGACGAACUCGGGAGCUCGCUGAAAGUCUUAGACUAGCAGACUCUAGUGAAGUUCUGUGUGUAUGUCCCAGCCAACAGCUACCAAAGACUAGAAACAGAUGUUUUCAGUGCUGCUGAAACAACAGAAAAAAAAAAAAAAUCCUAAUGCAUCUGAGAGAUAAGCUUCUGCAGUAUCACAAGAAGAUUAAAGUGGCAGACGCCCCUUCCAGCGGAAGUUACUAAUUCGGACCUGACUGAUGCAGUUCCCAUAGCAACCCAUGUUUCCUGGGAAACCCGAAAAAGGUUGUCAUGGCAUCUUUUGCUCUCUAGCCCCACCCUCAGCCCCAGCCCCUGCCAUUUCCACAGUAACCUUUCCAGAUGGUUCCUACUUACAUGAUUUCAUAAGGAAAACCACUAUUUGAAUAAACCGCACAAAUGAAGUUAAGUCUGAGACUAAGGAGGUGAAAGGAAUCAGGAAAUGCCUCUUUUUUUUUUUAACUUUAUAAACCAUUGAUCUUACCCUAUAAUGACUGAAUCAAGAAGGAACAUAUCAUCUUUGGAAUGUUUCAAAUAAAUACAAUAAGGCAUGAUCUGAAUUAAAUGCCAAUGAUGAGGCAAUAAUUUUUAAAAGAUGUUUCUCUACAGUUUUAUUUAUCCAAGAAGUGACAACACAGCAAGUGAAACUCAAAAGCAAUGUCAAAGUGUUCUAUACAUAAGGGAAUGAGUCAGUGUACCUGAAAUCUUACAAGAUACCUUCAGAUUUCCUUGUUUAAAAAGUAAAUAAAUGUCACACAAGACUAUCACAAUCACAGAACUUAAAAAGCAAAAUAAAGCAGAUAUAUAAAGGAUGUACUUUUUUAAAUGUGGUGAUUCAGACAAUCAAUGAAAAGGAAGAUUGAGAAGGAACCAGAUCUUGAAGGAACACCUGCAGGUUUCAGCAUGUGCUGAGGGUCGCCAACAGAGAGGCAAAAUCAGGAGCAAUUUGAAGAGAACCUUUUGUUUUCUUAUCCAGAGGAACAGCACAGGUUUUGAGUCAUAACUGUGAAGUGAUAUAAUUACAUCCCAUCGCCAUAUUGGAAACUCCUUACAGCAGUUCCAAGUCCUUCCCACCUCUCAGCUGUGAAUAGAAGUGAUAACUCCUCCCACUAAGAAAUACAAAGAAGCACAAGUGCCCCCAAAUCUGAAGACUUGUGGAAACACUGUGAGAUAGAGCAGGUCCUGAAGAGCCCCACAUAAAGAACUGCAGAGCAACCUUGACCAAGAGGACGCUCAUUUGUAGACUGCCUGGAGAGAGCAAAGUGGCAGUUACAUCACUGAUGUGCAGCUCUCCUUCUGCUGGCACAUCCUUUUAUUUCAGUUAACAUUAAGAGAUAACAUCUCUGCCAUGCUUCAUCUAAAGAAAACAACUCUAACCGGAUGAUUCUCUUCUUAUUACAUGCAGUAUAAAAGAUAUUAUUCAAAAGAUAAAGAAGAACAUUAAAAAUAUUAAGGUAUCAUUUCAACCAUUUGACAUUCUGGUGAAAUUAAAACAUUCAAAAACUAUAACCAAUAUUGCAGAUAAAGGAAGCCUAGAUGUGUGUUUCUAAUAAGUCAACUACUACUGGUUUUUCCUUUUUAAUUCAUAACUGGACUGUUUAAUCAUUAAAUAUGUUCAAAUAGUCUAUGUUCUGGAUUAUGUGCAACUAUCUGAAGGUGUGUUUAUACCAAAGGCUCCCAUCCAUAGAUUGCAGCAUUCACACAUAAAUAAGUCAACACUGUGCCCAGAUGAGGUAUUAAAGACAGACUUGCCUAAAAGAAAUGUGCCUUGCUUGAUUAAACAUUCUUUUAUUUUUUAAUUCAAAAUGAUAGAUUGAUAAAUAAGUUUUUGGCAAGUUUUGGUUGACAUUAACUUUACAAAAACAUGGUAGUAUUUAUCAUAUAUCUAUCUGUUAACUAAAACUUUAGCAUUUAGUUAUACAUUAGACAGUUCAUAUAUAUAUUAAUUCAAUUUUAUUUUCGUGGGAUGUUUGGUGUGGUGAGACACAGUAUGUUCUUAGAGAUCUAUGUAUAUAUGACAUCUCAUUGGAUGCUUAUAACUUUUCCUUCAAAAUGACAUGUGUAAAAGAUUAUUUGGUUCAUUUUCUAUUUUUAUAUCAUUUUAGAGGUUGAACACAUUUUCAGCUAAAAAAAGGGCAAACUUUUAGCUGGAAAAGAGAUUUAGGAGGUCAUGAAAAUGGCUUCACAUUUGGAGACAUUUCACUUCUGUGCCAUUAUUAAUGUGUUUACUGUGACAUUUCAGCAUAAUGGUAGCUAUUUGUAUAUUAUUUUGUAAGCCUUAUGGAAAGUCAAACUGUGAACAUUUAGUAUGUAGAAUAUUGUAUUCCCUUCCAUAGUUUAUUUCCCAAUUAUACCUGAACAAGUGCAUCAACCAAUCUCUUGUUAUGUAAAUGCAUAGCACAUCAAUGCUAGGUUAUAAUAAGAUCAUUUGUAGAAUUUUAAUUACUAUGAAAUAAUUCAGUCACAAAGCCAGGAUUAUAAAUUAUAUGAUGACCUAUAAAAAAAAUGCAAGUGUUGAAUCUCACUAGUACAUAAGAAACUUUAAACAACCAUUCACCUUGUAGCCACCGAACUGAUGGUAGGAGAUACAAUACAGGUAACUUUCUUUGAGGCAAUGUCUACAAUAAAUUUUUCAUAAUCUGCUUAUAAUAUGUGGUCAAAACUUGAAGACCAGAACACUAUAGGCAAAAGUGAGAGAAAGGAGUGAUAGCUAUCUCAGAUAUGAACUAUGUAAACCUCUCAAUUGAGAUGAUUAUAAUUAAAAGGAAAUUUUAGCCUCCACUUUGUUUUAGUUGUGUUAGCAUAUUGGUGCAGAACACUGCAGCCAUCUUUAUCAUUAUAACCUAUGAUCACAGCUUGGAUAGCAUGACAGUAAUCCUAAUAGUGUAAACAAACUGGGAAUUCUUAGACAUUCAAAUGUUUCUUUAAGGAUCAGUAGGUGUUACAAAAUAUGCAAAAUCUACCUUCAUACAGUAACACAACUUUAAGCUUUAACCAAUGUGGAAUAUUUAAUACUAUACCUGUCUUCUUCUUCUUCUUAUUAUUAUUAUUAUUAUUAGCUACAGUUUCAAAUAAAGAUAAAACCAGGACUUUAAUUUUUAAAAAGUACAGAAUAGUAUCAGAUGCAUAACCUGUUAUAGCAAAUACAUAGAGAAUGGGGACUGGAAAUAGACUGGCCUAAACACCAGGAGACUGGGCAUUGUUACCCACUUCCUACCUCUGAGACCCCAGAUAAGUCAGCUAUCUUUGUGUGGUUUGUUUCUUGAAUUGCAAAGUGGAUGUGCCAGGUUCAGCAACCUCCAAAGCCCUUCCAGCCAUCAAAUCCUAUUAUACACAUUUCUUUAAAAAUGCUUUGAAGAGUACUCAGGUUUUUUAAGCAUUUCUGAAGUAAAUUGAUAAAAAAAAAAAAACUUUAAGCCUUGAAAGUGUCAUGAGUAUGUUAUUCUUCAAAUUGUGAAAAGGGAUAAUAGGAUUCUUUCCCUUUAGUAAUUUUUACUCAUCUACAAUGGGAUUAUGAAAAAUGAAGGUGGGGGGGAAUCACUCAACAGAAGAGAAGCAGAUUAAUGAAAAGGAGAGGAAGCAUUUGUUAACUUUAAUUGGAUAUUAAGGUGAUUUGCAAAUUGUGCUGAAAUGGCACUAGAACUUUAUUUCAUAGUCAACAUUAUAAGCCUGAAAGUAGGGAAGGUGGGAAAAGUUUGGGGACUAGGGGUGUUGGCCUUUUGAUCUCUUGAUUCUUUUCAUAUGUGAGAGCUUAAGCAAGCUCUGCAGUGCUGGCUCUGCCAACAACUGUUAUGUGCUCCCGAAAGUCCCCUUAACUUCUCAGAGCCCUUCUUCUUUAUCUAUAAAAUAAAUAAUUCAAAUUUUAAAAGCUGCAUAUUUCUUUUUAUCUUUUAAAAUUCUAUAACAUUUUCAUAUUUUGUAAUAAAGGCAGACCUUCCUAUUGAUCACUCCCCCCGUUACUAAAAUGUCACAUAUUUCUACUCAAGUAACUGAAUAGAUUGCAAAUCUGAACACUCAUGUUUUUGAUAUUGCUAGCUGAUCUCAGCAAGACAUAGAAAACUUAAAUCCAUUUUCAUUCUGACCAUGGUUUAAUUAUUGUCAUUUCAUCUUUGAAUGCUCAGUUGCCUGAACAAAAUGUUUUCUCAAGUUACUCUUCUUACACUUUUGCAGUUGAAUAAUAAAACAUAUUAUGCUUAUCAAUAAACUGUAGCUGAUUGCAAGGUGCAUUUUGGUCACAUUUAAAAGUUCAUGUCAUUUUGGUCCCAGAAGAGAUGACUAUAUCAAAUAAUACUCAUAAAAUUUUGCAAAUUUUUUGAAUACAAAAGAGGCUCAAGAGAGCCAUACUUUCAAGAAUUUUGCUCAGGAGUGAGAAACAAAAAUCAGGGAUAACCCAAACACUUCUCUUUGGCUUUAAUGGACAGUUUGGAAAAGAAGGGUUAUAUCUUUUGCACAACAAAGAUAGCAGGUGAUUAUACCAAUUGAAAAAUGGAAUUAUAUUCUGGUGGCUUGUUUUAUUAUGGAAAGAGAUUAGGUUAGAAGAAUGCUAUAAUUUGGACACUAGAGAAAUUAUUAAAAAUGAUAGCAGCCCCUUUGAAUAAUACAAAACUAUUUUGUCAUACUAAGAUUAUUUGUCCAGAGGUUUAGUCUUAUAUCCCUUCCAUUCAGAAAAGGGGGCAGUUUUUUAAAGGCCUCUGGCAUAAUAGGAAAUGUAUAUUUUGACCAGUAGAGCAAAUAAUUAAAACAUUUAACUUGAUAACUUUGGUUUUGUGAGUUUAAAUUUUUGCCUUAGGUGUAAUGAGUCUCUUAUGUAUGUAAUAGUAUUAGUAAUGUUCAUGUAAAGUGAUUACAUCCAUUUUUUAAAGUUGGUGAAAUUUGUCAAGUCAUGAUUCUAGUAUAUUGUAUUAAUACUGUAUCUUUCAGCUAUUCGUGAAUUGACUGUACUAAACAAAUCAUAGUAGUAUCACCAUCUUAUAAGUCGUUUCUGUGGGUGUGAUCUCUUAAUGUUGAGGGUGGGGUGGGGAGAGGGUAAGUAUUUAAUUUACUUAAAGCUGUCUUAAGUGUUUUUCUUAAAUGCCAUAAAAUUGUGUGACUGUAAACCAAAUAAUAUCCUCUUUUUCCAACUUUAAGGACUUUAAGGGUACUGUAUAGACCAUUUUUAGAAAUUAUCCCACAAAAUGGUUUACUUUAUGUUAACAAGUUCAUACAUACAUAUAUAUGUCAAUACAAGAGAAAGCAAACAGUGCAUGUAGUAUUUGUAUAUAAUAUGCUCAUUAUUUAAGAAUCUGUUUUGGAAAUCUGUUGUAGGUGAUAAUUAUGUAGAAUCAAAAUAGCAUAAAGGACAUGAAGUUUUCAGAUUCUAACAUUAUUAUUUACAUCAUACUUUGCACAGAUCUUUUGAAGUUUGGAAAUUAAGCAAUCACAGUGGCAAGAAGAAAUUACUUGUCUGCAAGUGGCUGUAAAUGUCAUGUUUAUAAUACUGUGUCAUGUCAUUUUUACCCUAUCACUGCCAUUACAAUUAAGACUUUGACUGACACUUGACUUUAAAAGAUACAUUGGGGGCAGGGGCUCGAGAGAUAGUUUAGCAAUUAAGGCAUUUGCCGAUAAAGCCAAAGGACCCAGGUUGGAAUAUCCAGUACCUACAUAAAGCCAGAUGCACAAGCUGGUGCAUGCACCUGGAGUUUGUUUGCAGUGGCUGGAGGCCCUAGCACACCCAUUCAUUCACCCCUCUUUCUCUCUCUCUCUCAAAUAAAUAAAAAAGUUUUGAAAAACAUACAUUGGAAUUUACAGAUUUUUAGUGACCUUUAUACAUCCAAACUGUAACCCAUCCAAAGAGAGUAUCCAGAUAUUUUCCACCUAAAAUAUAUUAAGUCAACACCACUUACUGCACACACCAAGAUCCAUUUAAUGCCAACAGGCUAGACUGAAAAAUGAUCUUCACUGAUCUUUCCCAUUAAAAAAAAGUCCAUCAUCAAACUGAUUCCUGAAAAGUAGAAAGAAGCAACCAGCAAAAUUGCAGCCAUUUUGAUUGAGUACAAAGAAAAUGACGUCCCUCAUGUCAACCAUCACACAUUCCUGUGGUUAGGGAGAGAAGAGAAGGGGAGUGGGGGAGAAAGCUGCAUUUUAAGAAAACUCAUUCCCUGUAACUAUACAGAAAUACUAGUUAUCAAGUAUUAGAUAGCUGUAUUAUUAGCAUUAGCCAUAGUUCAAAUAUUUGGUAAACUUCCCACAUAUUUAAGAAUGCACCGAAGGAUUUUUCCAUAUUAAGCUACACUCUGAUGAUUGCUCAGCUUGAAUAUGGGAAACAUUUAUGCAUCAAAGCAUGACAAAUACUACAUUUUUAUUCUCAAACAACAGGUAGACACUGUUACAGCUUUCCCUUGUAAAUCAACAGUCUGUGAUACAUUCUGUGUUUUUGCUGACUAGCAAAGCAAUGUUACUGUGAAUAUGUAAAUGGAACAUGUGCUUAUUAUAUUGGAGUUUAAAUUUUUCUAGCCUUAAAUUUAAUUUUCCUUAUCAAAUAUGUCAAAUAUGUAGGUAAAGCAAGUAUUAUUUUGUGUGGAAUGAAGUAAAAUCAUUCUUUAUAACAAUAAAUAAUGGUUAAAUUCUAACUACAGUGUAAAUUCAAAUACACAAUUUAUAUUUUUCUAUAUUUUCUUUUGACAUUGUUAUGUUAAUUUAUCACAUAGUCUUGUGAAGUUAAACUGUUAUACCAUGUUCUCUGUUGUACGGUUUUUCAUAAUUAUGGGCUUUUGUUAAGUAAAUAUGAAUAAAUACAUAAUAGUUUUGGUUAUGUGAUAUUUUCAUCUGGGAAUUUUUAAAUUUGCCAUUGGAUUUAAAGUGUUUUCAUUGUGAAUAUUAUAUACAUACACCAAUAAAACACCAAGAAAAGUCCUGUUA
Messenger RNA from Jaculus jaculus (lesser Egyptian jerboa), 9323 nucleotides. It is a transcript of the gene Kcna3, whose product is annotated as potassium voltage-gated channel subfamily A member 3. The transcript has 4 exons. Gene Ontology annotation, cellular component: voltage-gated potassium channel complex; membrane; axon. Bases 1 to 1782 code for a protein of 593 amino acids. Gene Ontology annotation, biological process: potassium ion transmembrane transport; protein homooligomerization. NCBI's taxonomy places the organism in Eukaryota, Metazoa, Chordata, Mammalia, Rodentia, Dipodidae. Gene Ontology annotation, molecular function: protein binding; delayed rectifier potassium channel activity. The record is from RefSeq and is a predicted model, not a curated record.